UUUCAAACCUUUUCUCUAUCUCAACACAGGGCGACAUAAUGCUACUACAAGUGGUAACACUCGUACUUCUCUGGACAGUUUGUGCCGCUAAUGAAGAUUCGACUCAAACGAGAGGAUCUGAGGCGCGAUACCACAUCCGAGGACCGAAGCACCAAGAGGCAGUUGUGGGAGGUGGUAGUUCUAUCACCUGUUCUGUAGCCAAUCCCGAGGAGGAUGACACCUUCAUGAUGGAGAUUAACGGCAACAGCUGGGAUGAGCUUGAGGGAGUCUGGACUGAGGCUGAAUUCUCAAAAGCUGUCUACGACUACGAAAAUGGAACAAUUGAAACUAGAAUUGAAGGGUUCGUGGAAUCGUUCACAAAGGAGCAUGAUAUGGCAGAUAUUAGAUGCUAUUCGCUAAAACACAAAGGAGAAGUGUCCAUGACCAUCAAACUACAAGACAGUUUGACUUUAACCGCAGAUGGGACGUGGUUCGAAUAUCCUUGGCAAGAUGUACCACUUGAAUUGUGGACAUCCUCUGUUGUAGGAAGUGAUGAUGAAAUACACUUUGAGGCCUUCGAAACCGGAAGCUCAGACGCUCAUAUAAUUACAAGAAUGGUCAUUCGGUUCAGCAGAAUCCCGAUCAUCUACGUAGGUAGAUGUAUUAGUGAUACCCCACUGGAAAACUUUCCUUACAGCAAUCAACAGGUCUGGAGAUUCGUUAAAAACGGAUAUCAGGAUCUUACAGUCUUCUGCAACGGAGUACAAGUGGCAUACCUCAACUUUCAUGAAGCUCCUGAUCCAGCUUGCAGUUACAAUUUGGGAGAAUUAGAAGCAAGAUACAUCAAGUUUAAUGCACGGUGGGAUCAUACAGAUAGAGUUACAGGAAUCUGCGAAGCGCCCCUGCCCUAUCAGGGUGUAGCCGCUGUCAGACAACCUCCCGUACUAAAUGGAGAAGAGAUCCCUCUUGCAUGUCCAGAAGGAAAAACACUGCACGGAACUGACCGUGUUAGAUGUUAUUCACCGGAAAUUCAUAGCGGGGAAACUUAUCAUUUUGAAGGAGGCAGGCCUGUGUGUUUUUCAGGUAUGACCAUACAAUGUACUAAUACACAUUGAACCUUUUUGAACACUUCAUGCGUGAUAGAAGUCCCAGCUUUUUG
Molecule: messenger RNA, 1138 nt
Organism: Bolinopsis microptera
Lineage: Eukaryota; Metazoa; Ctenophora; Tentaculata; Lobata; Bolinopsidae
Exons: 5
Coding region: 39-1094 (351 amino acids)
Source: RefSeq, a predicted model, not a curated record